AUGACGUCGAAUUACAAAGGAAAAAAGAAAGUACGAGAAUUAACCCCAAAAGUUAGUGACGAAUUACUUUAUGCGAGUUCUCCAAACACGAUAACAGAAAUGGACCUAAGCCAGAAUACCUCGGAUGAUUUGGUUUAUGAAAAACAAAUAAAAAAAGAAAUGCAGCGAUAUAAGCUGGAACGUGAGAUGAUAUGUGUCUGGGGUGAGAAUCGGGACCCACACGUUAGUACACAUGUUACCGGCUGUAACAAUUUAGUUACUAAAAUUCUCCUUGGAAGUUUGACAAAUAGGAGGCCACAUCAC
Molecule: messenger RNA, 303 nt
Organism: Acaulospora morrowiae
Lineage: Eukaryota; Fungi; Glomeromycota; Glomeromycetes; Diversisporales; Acaulosporaceae
Source: the annotation of a GenBank genome assembly